This is a messenger RNA of Solanum tuberosum (potato), 552 nucleotides long. Its product is annotated as premnaspirodiene oxygenase-like. The coding region runs from base 1 to 495 and encodes 164 amino acids. The record is from RefSeq and is a predicted model, not a curated record. Gene Ontology annotation, molecular function: oxidoreductase activity, acting on paired donors, with incorporation or reduction of molecular oxygen; iron ion binding; monooxygenase activity. The transcript is spliced from 2 exons. Lineage: Eukaryota; Viridiplantae; Streptophyta; Magnoliopsida; Solanales; Solanaceae.
AUGGUGUUGACUUCAUAUCACAAAUUUAGCUACCUAAAAUUAGUAAUUAAAGAAACCUUGAGGUUACAUCCACCACUUCCUUUGUUACUUCCAAGAGAAUGCAGGGAGCAAUGUGUAAUUAAUGGAUAUGACAUACCUAUUAAGACCAAAGUAAUAGUGAAUGCUUGGGCAAUUAAUAGAGAUGCUGAAUUUUGGGAAAAUGCUGAGAGUUUUACACCAGAGAGGUUCAUAAAUUGUGCAGGUAAUAGUUUGGAAUUUAUCGGACAAAAUUUUGGGUAUUUACCAUUUGGCGGAGGAAGAAGAAUGUGCCCUGGAAUUUCAUUUGGUUUAUCAAAUGUUGAGCUUCCAUUAGCUCAACUUAUUUACCAUUUCAACUGGAAGCUGCCUAAUGGGAUGAAGCCUGAAGAUGUUGAUGUUACUGAAACUCCUGGUUCUAGCUGUAGUAGAAAAUAUAAUUUGUGUGUUAUUGAUACCUCUAAUGAUCAUGGAGUAUGAUGAUUAUUACAGGUGUAAUUGUGGUUGUUUUUCUUUGCUGAGAAUAAUGUAUGCUCU